AUGAAUGUGUUUGACUUCACAGUCAUCUGCGCAUUUCUUCAACUGGGUUACCAAAACCCGCUCAACUCCUGGACUCUCAAGCCUAAUGUUCUGGUUGUGGAGGUAAAUGAUGCAUUGGGCCAUGAAGCGCUCAAGUGCCUGCACUCAGCAGAGGAAGUAAUGAGAGGUGAUGACAAGGAUAUAUUGUGGAAGAAGAACGGUGCAGAGGAAGCACAGAGGGGUAAUUCAUACGUGGUGCAGCUGGAGGAGAGUUUAGGAGGAGGCAACUAUAGCUGCUACGGCAAGAAUGGGACUCUCCUCAAUCACACUCUCGUUCUGAUUCAAGAGAGUAACACCAAGAGAAGGAAGAUUCUAGUGAAAACCGACCUGGGGGAUUAUUUAAAGUGCUCAACUCAAAACUUUGAGGGAGCAUUCAGCUGCUCUUGGACCUGGCACAGCACUCGUGUUGGAAAAAUAGAACUUAUCAGAGCUGGACGGUAAGCUCACACACUGAAUAUCCAUUGUUCAGUGGACACCAGUAGUCAUCACUGGACAUGCUCCUUCGAUGAGUUCAGCUGCUCAGAGGACGUCACUGGACGCGGGAUCUCCUGUGUUGAUCAGAGGUACUGCGCCUCUGCUCAGGAGAACCAUCGCAUCCACAUCACAGUCUACGUGAGGACUGAUCAUUUCCUGGUGGAGAGCUACUCCAAACACUUCUAUCUGUCUGACAUAGUGAAACCUGACAAAGUGAGGAUCAGUCGAGUCAACACGUCAACGAUUGAAUGGACUUACCCGAGCUCCUGGAGCAGUCCCUACUCUUACUUCCCCCUCACUUUCCAGGUCUUACAGCGCAGACGUGGGUGCAAAAGAUGUGACAAUCCCUGCAAUGACUCAGCCGGUGCAAAGACCUCGACGAUGAACUCCUUGGGCACUUGUCAGUUUGAGGUCAAGCGCAAGUCUUGGACUGUUUGUAUUCGGGCCAAGGAUGCCCUAUGUAACUCUCAAUGGAGCGAAUGGAGCCACCUCAGUACUGAUUGAGGAACGUACCAGCCAGCUGAGCAGAGAAUUUGUCUACUACACAAAAAGAAACUCCUGCACUGGACAUGUCUAACAGCAAUAUUUAUUUUAUUUAUUACAUCUGUGUAUUUGUUUCCACUACCUGU
Dunckerocampus dactyliophorus (ringed pipefish) is the source of this 1142-nucleotide messenger RNA. It is a transcript of the gene il12ba, whose product is annotated as interleukin 12Ba. The record is from RefSeq and is a predicted model, not a curated record. Lineage: Eukaryota; Metazoa; Chordata; Actinopteri; Syngnathiformes; Syngnathidae. The transcript is spliced from 7 exons. Gene Ontology annotation, molecular function: protein binding.